AUGGCCGCCAGCAUGGCUCACUAUCCAGGCCAUCACCCCAGCCGCAUCGGCACCGCACGCCCUGAAACCGUCGCCCAGCCUGCCUACCCUCCGCGCAGACCAGAGCGCAAGUACGAGCUGUCGGUCGAGCAGCAGCCCAUCCGCGCUCGCAUGUGCGGCUUUGGCGACAAGGACCGCCGCCCCAUUACCCCUCCGCCCUGCAUCCGCCUCGUCGUCUACGAUGAAACGGGUCGCGAGCUCGACUUUAACGACAUCGAUAGCACCUACUUCGUCCUCAUGGUCGAUCUCUGGAACGAGUCGGGCCAGUCGGCCGUCAAUCUCGUGCGCCACAGCAGCGCCGCGCCCACCGUGUCCAUCAGCAGCAGCACCACCACCUCGUACCCCCCGCCCCCCGAGCGCAGUCACUACGUUGCCACGACCAUUCCCGCAUACGACCCCCAGCCAUACCGCCAACAGAUGCAGCCCCAGCAGAUGCCGCCCGCCUACGGCCACACCCCCGUGCCCGUCGCCCAGUACUAUCCCCAACCCCCGACGCCCAGCUACCAGCAGUACCCCGCUGCCCCCUACGCCCAGACGCCCACCCAGUCCUCCAUGAUCCCUGCCACCCCCAUGAGCUCCAAUCACACGCGCAACCUCAUUGGCAUGAACGCCGUCAAUGCCUGCCGUCUUAAUGAUAUCAACAACAAGCCCGGCUUCUGGUUUGUCCUACAAGACCUCAGCGUCCGCACAGAAGGCACCUUUCGCCUCAAGCUCUUUCUCUUCGACAUUGGCGCCGGCGACGGCACAAAUGCCACCGUCUCGAAUGACGGUCCCACCCGUGGCAAGGGCAAAUGCCUGGCCGUAAGCUUUUCCGAAGCCUUUACCGUUUACUCGGCCAAGAAGUUCCCCGGUGUCAUUGAGAGCACUCCCUUGAGCAAAUGCUUUGCACAGCAAGGCAUCAAGAUUCCCAUUCGCAAGGACGGGCCCAAGUUGCCCAACCAGGCAGAAUACGAUGCCGAUGAUUAA
Messenger RNA from Exserohilum turcica Et28A, 1005 nucleotides. RefSeq lists its product as uncharacterized. The coding region runs from base 1 to 1005 and encodes 334 amino acids. Lineage: Eukaryota; Fungi; Ascomycota; Dothideomycetes; Pleosporales; Pleosporaceae. The record is from RefSeq and is a predicted model, not a curated record. The transcript has a single exon.